AUGUCUCUCAUCGGCUUCACCUUUGGCUCAUUCGGUGACAUCGUCACUAUAGCACAACUUCUGCAGGGCAUCAUCGCCGCUCUGAGUGAAAGCAGGGGCGCAUCUUCUGAGUAUCAAAACCUCAUCUCCCAGCUACGCGCGUUUUCCGACGUUCUGCGUUCUGUUCACGACACUAUCUUUGAUCAUAACAGUGGACACCCUCCGCUUUCUGCUCAUACGGCGCGCUGUCUUCGCAAGGAACUCGAUGGAUGCCAUUCACAGCUGCAGAGUGUUCAAAAGCGGAUACAUGGAUAUCAGAACAGCCUGCGAAAAGGCGGCUCGGCAAGUCGGAUGCGGGAUUCGUGGCGGAAGAUUGGCUGGGGGCUGUUUACGAGUGGCGAUAUAGCGUAUAUGCGGAGUGAACUGACUGAGCGAAUCGCACGUAUCAAUACCUUGAUAUCCAUUUCCAACAGUCGAGCUCUUGGUAGCAUGGGCACCGCAAUGGUCGAGGUGUGCCGAGUCAUGGAUAGAAAUAUACCCGAACUCUUAGGCUAUGCUUUCGCCGACCAAAGACCUGUCCGUUUUACCGACUUCUUAGGAAGAAAUAUCCUUGUUCCUUACGAGCUCUGCGAAACUCGGAGCCGAUUUGACGGGUUUCUGGAGUGUUACUUCCGAGAUCGGCCAAGAAUAAACUAUAUAACAAGACACUGUGGACUGUUUGUAGAGUUGGAGGCCGGAAGUACAUUUUCUAGUUGGACGCACGACAUUGUACCUGGGAGGCGAUUGUUUAUGCUUGCAAUUGUUCCCCGUUUGGAUGGCCCAAUAUGUCUCCUUUGUGGUGAUUGCUCGAAUUCCGUCGGCGCUGAAGAAAAGCUUUACGUAUGUUCCUCCUGCCACAGGACCAAUUGGAUUAGCCAGAGCGUCCAAUCCUUUUCUCAAAGUAGUUCUUUCACAUUGCGAGCUUAUCUUGAGCACAUCGGCCAUACCUUCAAUCGCAUAGAGAACUCUUUCUCAAUCGGCCAACAUGAGGUCGUAUACCUCCCAUGCGACGAUGCCGAAGACGAUCCGGACGUCGUCGAAAUUCGGGAGCAGUUCCGAAGGACCUGUGUUAGUCCGCUCUACGAGCAUUAUGGGAAGCUUUUGCCUAGAGAUACAUUGGUAGCGACAAUGAAGCUAAGCUGGCUGAGCAUUGAAAUCCUGUGCUCUGGUAUGGCGGUGGGUCUAUGGGGCUUAAUCCGGCAAUUCAAAGCGUUAGAAGCAGCAACCGGAAGAAAACGUUACCGUGCACUUGUCGCAUGGAUAUGGAUGGUAGUAAACACUACACAGUCUGAAUGCAAAGCCCUCUGGAAGAGCAUGGCGCUGGACUUCAUCUAUACAUAUCAUCCAAAGCUUGGUGCGACAUUGGGUCAGAAUGUUACCAUCGUUGACAUCUUAUUCGCUCUUGGUACCAUGCCCGGCCCUGUUGAAGACCAUUACUCAAGCAUGUGUUUUCUCUGGACUGCGUACAACUACUACGAUUCCACUGAGCACAUCAAAAUCACCAAGCACGACAUGGGGCUGGCGAUAUGCCGUUUAUAUUUGAGAAUCGGUCUACGGCAGAAGGCCAUUGAAGCGUACCACGAAGCCCUGGACUGUCUCCCUAGCUACCGAGUAAAAAGAAUAUGUUGGGAGUCUGGGCUCUUUCCUGUAAAAGAGUGUUAA
This is a messenger RNA of Stereum hirsutum FP-91666 SS1, 1680 nucleotides long. RefSeq lists its product as uncharacterized. The transcript is spliced from 10 exons. The record is from RefSeq and is a predicted model, not a curated record. The coding region runs from base 1 to 1680 and encodes 559 amino acids. Lineage: Eukaryota; Fungi; Basidiomycota; Agaricomycetes; Russulales; Stereaceae.